AUGAUCGAGGAAAACCUUGAUGAUGGAUACUGGAUUGAAACUUUUCAACUCGACGAUCAGACUCCUGUUGGGUUCGUGGCAUUUGGACUGGGUCGUGGAGAACUCAAAGUUUACCCAAAUCCCUACACAAAUACAGAAAAAACCAAGCCGUUUCAAAUCCAAAAACUUAUCACUCCUAAUGGUAUGACACAGGCUGAUAUUUCAGGCGAUGGAUUUCAAGAUAUUGUUGCUUGUUUUGACUAUGGAAAUACAAUAAUCGACUUCAAUCCUAACGGAGGAUACAUCGUAUGGUUAGAAAAUCCAGGAAAGAAAAAUAGCACAGAACCAUGGAAACGGCAUUAUGUUGGAAGAUCAGCGACAAUGCAUAGACUUAAAAUUGGUCAUUUCACGCAAACCAAACGCUGGGAGAUUAUAGGUCUGCCCAUCGUAAAUGGACCAUUUGAUGUACCAGUACCCGUGUUGUUAUGUGGACAGCCUGAUAAUCUGCUAAAUGCUACAGCAUGGGAUUGUGAAACUAUUGAUGAAGAAUUUUUCCAUUUAAUUCAUGACGCUACAAUGUUUAAAGUUGAUUCGUUGGAUCAACUUCUUAUUGCAUCACGAGAAGGACUUAGUUGGCUUUAUUAUAAUGAAAACUCAAGAGAGUGGAUUAUUGAGAAAAUUGCUGAUGGUGAACAGGAAGAAAAACAGCAGACAAAUUACUACGGCAGUGGUGGUGUCGCUAUUGGAAAAGUCGGAAGCGACACUUUUGCUUAUAUUGCUGCAAUUGAACCUUUUCAUGGGAAUGUGAUUUCCGUCUACACCAAAACUGCUAACAAUUCAUUGACACAGGUACAAUGGCAAAGACAUGUCCUUGAUGUAUAUGGACAUCCUAACGAAAAUGGCGAAGGUACCGCUCAUUAUGUCGUUUGUGCUGACUUUGACAAAGAUGGAGAUGAUGAAUUUUUAGUGGCACUUCGUGGACCAACUCCGUAUGAAGGUGUCUUUUAUUAUAAACCUAUUGAUCUCUCUCGUGGUUUAUUUGCCAAGUGGCAAAUUAGUGAUGUAUCUGCUGCCAGAAUCGCCCUUGCAGAUUUUGAUAACGAUAGUUUUAUUGAUUUUGCAACAGUAGGCUAUUAUGUUCUUGGUUAUUACUUGGCAAACAAUCCUUCAAUUAACGUUUUUUACAAUCGAUUAGGCAGCAAAACACUAGAAGUCAAAAAUAAGUUACAAGUGACAAAGCAAAACGAUGAACUUUUAUUCUCAGUUCCAAGACCAAACCAAAUAUUACAAUAUCAUGUACUCCCGUUUUUAACAAUCGGAAAUAUAACUUUAUCGUUAGAAGUUUUACCACCUUAUAGUUCGCGUCAAGUUGGAAAAAAUACUUACAUCAAGGUUCUUUGGGGAAUCAUAACAUGGAAAGAUUCCUCCAAUAAAUCUCAGCAACCAAUGAACCAUUCGCGUACGUUUCUCUGCAAACCAAAAAAUGUUUGUUCUCUUGAAAUACAUAGUGAUGACAACAGAAUAAAAACUGGAAGUGAAGGUGCAAUUUUUAUUGUAUUACAACUCCCUAAAGACACAUAUGAUAUUCCUCGAUUCAAUGAUAUUAAAAAGGUUAUGAUCGAGAAUUCGUUACCUGAAAGUUAUCCAGAAGAAGCUCGUAAAGUUGGUUUUAAAUUUAUCAAAGUUGAUGAACUUGAAUGGGGAAAGGAGAAAUUCAAAGGUCUUGAAUUUUAUAAUAUGAGAGGCUUUGACAUAAAGUUUGCUGACAAUAAUGAACAUCUUUGUUAUAUUCAAUUAUGGGCUGCUGGAAAAGGUACUAAUGCUGGUGUGCACAAUCAUAAUACGGACCGCUUUUGCGAAGUUCAUGCUUGUAUCGUGAAUGGAAAUGGAAAUAGUGGUAUGCAUUAUCUCAAAAGUUCUGCAGAUCCUUACGAUCCAUUAACAACAUCUGACGAUGAAUUUGUCAAGUUAGUCGUACCAUCGUUUCAUGAACAUGGCCCUCUCUGGGAUAUCAAUGCAAGAAAAGAACCAGUUUUACGAGAAGAUGGUACAGUUGUAUAUCCUUGGCACAAAUGGCAGUCUGGUGGCAACAAUUCAUCCGAGUCCCUAUGCAGUGAAAUACCGUCUGCAAGAAGCCUAGCUAUUGAUGGUUCCAAAGCUCAAGCUACAAACAAAUCGAUGCUUAAGACGAAGCCACAGCGGCGCCGCUGUGCUUCUGCAUCACAGCAAUCAUAUGAUGUAUGGAUAGCGUUUGAAUUUAAUCCUAAUUUAUCAACACUGCCGGAAUAA
Messenger RNA from Rotaria sp. Silwood1, 2268 nucleotides. The record is from the annotation of a GenBank genome assembly. Lineage: Eukaryota; Metazoa; Rotifera; Eurotatoria; Philodinida; Philodinidae.